AUGAAUUCGCUCAGCAACAUCCAACGCAGUCCCCGCACGGGGAAUACCGAGUUCGAGGAGAGCGCUGCCACCACCGUGGUCGACCCGGCUCUUGCUACCGCUCCAGCGGUCCCCGUCGACCAGGUCGCCCCCGCCGUCCCCGCCGUCCCUGCCGCCUCCCCUGCCGGUCCGACCACCACCACCACCACCACUCGCUUCCGCACCCCCCGUCCCUCCCGCCCCAACCGCCAGCCGCGCUCCCUCCUUAGCCAGCGCUUCGGCUCCCCCACCCGCGGCAGCAGCAGCAGCACCACCACCACCAACGCCGACAACACCACCACCACCACCACCGACGGAGACCGGGAGAUGAUCACCAGCCUCCUCGCCGCCGCCGGCCCAUUCGCCCGCAUCUGCCCCAUCUCCCUCCAGCGCGCGGGCCUGGGCCCCCACCACCUCGCCUGUCCCCUUCGCAACUGCACUCUGCAGCAGCUCUGCGAUACGCACCCCGCCGACCUCCCGCUGCACAUGUACCACGGCUGCCAGCUCGCCCACGUCAAGGCCACCUGCCUCGCCAGCGUCCAGGCCGCGCACGUGACGGAGCCGCGGCUCCUCCACCGCGAACGCUACAUCCACUGCGAGGAUACGGAUCCGUUGGGCGGUGAGUGGAUGAUGCGACGAGCGGCCGCCGAACUGACAGAGCUGCACGCGCGUGGAGAGGUGGGUGUUCAGACCUAG
Messenger RNA from Drepanopeziza brunnea f. sp. 'multigermtubi' MB_m1, 714 nucleotides. RefSeq lists its product as uncharacterized. Lineage: Eukaryota; Fungi; Ascomycota; Leotiomycetes; Helotiales; Drepanopezizaceae. The record is from RefSeq and is a predicted model, not a curated record.